UUCCCCCACGAAGCCCAAAAUAGGACAACCCAAACCAAUAGGAAGAGACAGCAUUAAACGAAGCCAGAGGCUAAACGUGGAAAACAUCAGAGCCUGCCUCGCCCAGCCCGCCUCCACAUAAAGCCCUGCCUUGGGCCUAGGCACUCCUGGGGCUGUAGCAGAACAUUCCAAACUUCCCAGGACUCCGCCCAGCGUGGGGCUCAGCAGCGUUGAAGGCUUAGGUUAUACCUCAUCCCUUUAAUCCUCCCGACCCCCACAGGAACACAAUCUGAUCACUCGAUGCAUGAAAUGAAAAUCUCAGUGGUUCGUCCUUUGCUGUGGGAGAGCAUAGGCCUGAAAGAGGCCCCCUACGGAAAUGGGCGAAUGUAGAGCUUAAGCUAAUAGAGGGGGAAAGGGUUUGCGGGGUACCUCUGGGCCAGCCUGCCUCCCCGCAGAUCCCGGGGCGGAGUCCUCGAAAGAGCCCCCUUCGGACAUCCCGCCCCCUGCUCGGCCUCCUCCUUCUCCCACCGCGGGAGAUGCCAACUCCGCCUGGCUGAGUCACGGCCUGAACUGGGGAGGAGGCGGGGAAAGGCGUCCCUAGCCCAGAUCGCAGCCUUCGGUCGCUGGGAGAGCAGGCAGGGUUGUCAGAGAUCAUGGGGGAGAGCUCGCUGGAGUCUGGGCCUGUGCCCGGGGCCCCUGCUGGGGGUCCCGUGCACGCCGUCACCGUGGUGACCUUGCUGGAGAAGCUGGCCACAAUGCUGGAGGCGCUGCGGGAGCGGCAGGGUGGCCUAGCCGAGAGGCAAGGCGGCCUGGCAGGCUCGGUGCGCCGCAUUCAGAGCGGCCUGGGCUCAUUGAGUCGCAGCCACGACACCACCAGCAACACACUAGCGCAGUUGCUGGCCAAGGCGGAGCGCGUGGGCUCACAUGCCGAUGCAGCCCAGGAGCGGGCGCUGCACAGAGCUGCUCAGGUGCAGCGGCUGGAGGCCAACCACGGGCUGCUGGUGGCGCGCGGGAAGCUGCACGUCCUGCUCUUCAAGGAGGAGACUGAAAUUCCAGCCCGCGCCUUCCAGAAAGCACCAGAACUCUUGGGCCCCGAGGACCAGUCGGUGCCGGGCCCAGAGCAGCCAGAGGAUCAAGCUGGAGAGAGUUCAGAUGAGGAGCCGGUGGAGUCCAGGGCUCAGCGACUGCGACGCACAGGCUUGGAGAAAGUACAGAGCCUAAGAAGGGCCCUUUCCAGUCGUAAAGCACAACCCACACCAGUCAAGCCGCCACGCCUAGGGCCUGUCCGGAGCUCUGAAGGCCCACCAGAUGGCCAGCCUGUAGCUCAACCCGCUGCACCGGAGGAGCCCUCACUAGAGUCUGCCCUGGAGCCAGAACCUCCUCAGGCUACCAAGGAAGAUCCCGAAAGGCCUGUGCUUCAAAUCGAGAGUGCAGCCUGAUCGCUGGAGCUGCCGGCCCCACUCGGGGUUUAGGCCUUGUCCCAAAAUAAAUCCUUAAGGCAUGCAGCACUUACACCCAAAUAAGGAGAAAAUCCUGCAUCCACUGCCCAGUUCCGACCCUCCCUUCCUGGCCUUCCAGUCUGGUACCCUGUGUCCUCUGGAAGAGGAGCAUUCAACCUAAUUUAGUCCCACUGCAAUAAAAGUAAUUUCAUCUA
Molecule: messenger RNA, 1633 nt
Organism: Microtus ochrogaster (prairie vole)
Lineage: Eukaryota; Metazoa; Chordata; Mammalia; Rodentia; Cricetidae
Gene: Cavin3
Product: caveolae associated protein 3
Cellular component (GO): cytoplasm; caveola
Molecular function (GO): protein kinase C binding
Source: RefSeq, a predicted model, not a curated record